Messenger RNA from Haliotis rubra (blacklip abalone), 1266 nucleotides. Its product is annotated as organic cation transporter protein-like. Gene Ontology annotation, molecular function: transmembrane transporter activity. Gene Ontology annotation, cellular component: membrane. NCBI's taxonomy places the organism in Eukaryota, Metazoa, Mollusca, Gastropoda, Lepetellida, Haliotidae. The transcript has 7 exons. The record is from RefSeq and is a predicted model, not a curated record. Gene Ontology annotation, biological process: transmembrane transport. The coding region runs from base 1 to 1266 and encodes 421 amino acids.
AUGAAGUUUGAAGACAUCGUGAAGCUCCUUGGUGACUUUGGCCCCUACCAGAAGAGGCUUUACUUCCUGCUAUGUAUCCCAAUGAUAUCAUUCGGUGUGCAGACAAUGAUGACAGUCUUCACACUGGGUGUGCCAGAACACAGGUGUGCUCUGCCUGACUGGGACAACGACACGUACGCCAUUCAGGGGGAACAACAUGCGCGCGCCGUCAACGCAGCCAUUCCUUUAUCCAAUGAAGGGACACAACUCUACUCUUCCUGUUUUAUUAACAAUAUCAUCAAUGACACAAAUGGCGAUGGUGUUUACACAAAUACUUCAAGGAAAUGUGAAAAAUGGGUCUACGACAAGGAUAUGUUUAGUUCAACUAUUGUUACAAAGUUUGGAUGGGUAUGCGACUCUGAGCUGACACGGACCCAUGCCCAGAUGAUCUUUAUGCUUGGACUACUUGUUGGAAGUGUGUUGUUGUUGUCCCCGGCAGAUUUCAUCGGAAGGAAGAAGAUGUUUAUGGGAUCGGUCAUCCUACACAUUGUGUCCGCCAUCUCCAUAGCCUUUGUCCCCAACUUCGCCAUCCUCGGUCUUCUGUACUGCAUCAACGGGAUGUCCGGCAUCGCCAUCUGGGGCAACGCCUUUGUCGUAGGCGUGGAGCUGGUUGGACCUUCAAAACGAGUAUACACGGGCAUGGUAUGUGAGUUUUUCUGGACAUGCGGUUCAUUCGUAACAGCAACUCUUGCAUACUUUGUACGAGAUUGGCAGCGCCUCCAGCUGAUAGUUUCUGUGCCAACGGUCUUGUUUGUGGUAUAUCACUGGUUCAUGCCGGAGUCUCCACGCUGGCUGAUCAGUAAGAAGAAAUAUGAAGACGCGGACCGGAUAUUACGUCACGCUGCCAAGGUCAACAAGACGAACUUGCCCUCAGACAUAUUCAGCGGAGACAUGUUAGGACUGACGACGGAGGAACCGCUGCGCUUGAUAUUCACACAUCCCACUUUAGUUUUGCGGAGCCUGGCUGUGUUUUUCAACUGGUUCGUUGUCACUAUCGGCUUCUAUGGCCUGGGCCUGAAUGUGGCCAAUCUUGGUGGAAGUGUCUACACAAACUUCUUCAUUUCAUCCGCCACUGAGCUUGUGGGCCACAUUGCCAGCCUUCUUCUCCUUGACCGCAUUGGGAGGAAGUCUUUUCUUUGCACUACAAUGAUCCUUGGCGGGGUGUGCUGCACAGCUACAAUUCUUCCUGUGCUGUUUGGUGAUGUGUGUAAGCCUUAUUUAUAUUAA